Molecule: messenger RNA, 443 nt
Organism: Aricia agestis (brown argus)
Lineage: Eukaryota; Metazoa; Arthropoda; Insecta; Lepidoptera; Lycaenidae
Gene: RpL36A
Product: 60S ribosomal protein L44
Exons: 3
Coding region: 110-424 (104 amino acids)
Biological process (GO): translation
Cellular component (GO): ribosome; cytosolic large ribosomal subunit
Molecular function (GO): structural constituent of ribosome
Source: RefSeq, a predicted model, not a curated record
UUUUUAUAUUUGUUUAAAGAAGGAGAACAAUACUAAUUUGUAGAUACUGUCAACUGUCAAAUGUCCGGUCUUUCAAUUUCGUGAUAGCCGAUUCGUACUAUCUUUAAAAAUGGUGAACGUACCAAAACAACGUAGGACCUACUGCAAAAAAUGCAAAGUACACAAGGUACACAAGGUAUCACAGUACAAAAAAUCUAAGGAAAGGCAUGCUGCUCAAGGUAGAAGACGUUACGACCGUAAACAGCAAGGGUAUGGUGGUCAGUCAAAACCCAUCUUCAAAAAGAAGGCUAAGACUACCAAGAAAAUUGUGCUUCGAUUGGAAUGCGCUGACUGCAAAGUAAGGUCCCAAGUAGCACUCAAGCGUUGCAAACACUUCGAGCUUGGAGGAGACAAGAAGAGGAAGGGACAGAUGAUCCAAUUUUAAGCUGAAAUAAAAAUAAGAU